AUGCUUGAAAUUUGGCAGAAAGGUACCUUAAUGGGUCUCCUAAAGGUUCCCAAAACGUCGCAGUUGAAAGUUACUGCUAAAAGGGGACCGUAUGUUGUUACCGUUCGCGAAAUGGGGCUUUGUCCGGAAUAUGACACCGAUGAUGACCUCAAGAUAGAAGGUGUUUUACACUUCAACCGUUCCAGCAAGGACAACCUACUCUUCAAUGGCUACGGCACGGUAAAAAACAACAUCUUGACUCGAGGUGCAACCAGGGCAACUAUUGAUUUCGCCAAGUGGGAUUCAGUGUCGGGAUGGAGAGAACACUACUUAGUAAUGCCGUUUGGAGACGUUUGUUUUCUUCUAGAGGACAUCGUUACAGAUCUAGCAGAGUUACUUUCGAAACACGUCGACGGGUUCCCACGAAAGUGCCCUCUGCGGAACAUAACGUACAAUGUCACCAACACGCCGUCCCGGAUUGGACAGCUCAGGCAUUUCCCCGUCCUGCCCUACGGCAGAUUUCGCGCACAUGUGCUCUACUUUCACGCCAAGAAACCGCAAGUCACGAAACCUCGAGCAUGCACUAAACUUAUCGUUGACGUGUCUCCAAAGCCAACAACCUAGGGAGAAAUUUGAUGCUUCUCAUGGUUAGACACCGACUGCACUGUGAGAAGGAACUUCAUUGUCGUUUGUUAAUGCUGUUGUGACAUACCCCCGUAAACAUAAAUACUACUUUUAGUCGUACUUUGGACGUCCUUUUCGGGACUAUGGACAUCCCUGAAUCUUGUAUGGAAAGUAGUAAGGGAGGGUGGGGCACCUACACUGUUAAAAAUCCACUGUAAUAUUACAACACAACCACCUACAGUAAUGCUGUUAAAUAACAACCGUAUUGUUUUGUAUCUGAACGGGAAACCCAUCCAGAAACAGCACUUUCGUUUCAUAACAACUUCCUUGUCAAGAAACAAUAAUGUAAUCGUGAUUAAAAACAGUUGUGUUGUCGUUGAACAGGUUUCAUGUUUAGAAACAGCCUUUUGCAAUCUUAAAACAUAUAUUGUUGUCAGGUUACAAGGGUCUUGUUUAAUAACAGCACGAUGAAAUCAACACAAAUGUUGGGAUGACAUCGUCGAAGACUCCAA
This is a messenger RNA of Thrips palmi, 1115 nucleotides long. RefSeq lists its product as uncharacterized. The record is from RefSeq and is a predicted model, not a curated record. Lineage: Eukaryota; Metazoa; Arthropoda; Insecta; Thysanoptera; Thripidae. The coding region runs from base 1 to 603 and encodes 200 amino acids. The transcript is spliced from 4 exons.